Messenger RNA from Vespa velutina, 5162 nucleotides. RefSeq names its product armadillo repeat-containing protein 8-like. The coding region runs from base 206 to 2266 and encodes 686 amino acids. The transcript has 8 exons. NCBI's taxonomy places the organism in Eukaryota, Metazoa, Arthropoda, Insecta, Hymenoptera, Vespidae. The record is from RefSeq and is a predicted model, not a curated record. Gene Ontology annotation, cellular component: GID complex. Gene Ontology annotation, biological process: proteasome-mediated ubiquitin-dependent protein catabolic process. Gene Ontology annotation, molecular function: protein binding.
AAUUCCUAUAGUUGGCAAAACUGUGACAAAAUUUGAUACAAUAUCAGAACGUAGUUUAUCCUCAUUCCUCGGCUUGAGUGUAAAAAUUCCGAAUAUUCACGUAAUAAGGAAACUGGCAUCGAUUGUUCCUCGUGGUGAAUGAUCGUACUAAGAAUAAUACAAUAGAAGAUUUAAUAAUACUUAUGUAGAAAUAAAGAGGGAAAGCAUGGUUUCGGUGAUGCAGCCAUUCAUGGAUGUUGAAAGUUCAAGGAGCUACAUCGAUGAGCUGUAUUCGCCGGAUCCUCAUAAAUGUUUACAAGCAAUUAUAUGCCUUAAAAAUUCUGUAAUUGGAAGCAAUAGACAAAAAGGUUCAGUGAUAGCACAAGGUGUAGUACCUCGAUUAUUACAAUUACUUGGUAAUACAUCUGGUCCACUCUCAGAGCGUAUACAGCUAGAAUCAGCUGUAACAUUAGGUUCUUUGGCUAAGGGUACUGAUCAACAUGUCUUAGCUCUCAUUGAUCUGGGUGUGGUACCAUUACUUCUUCAAGUUUUGCUUUCUAUGCCUAUCUCUGAUGCAGAAGGAAAAGGAAAAAUUUUAGAUUUAUUAAAUGAAGCAUGCUUGCGUUGCUUACGUACAGUGUUCCAACACACCGCAGCACCUGUUCAUUCUAUAUACCAGGAUCCUGCUUUGGUGCCACGUUUAUUAUCAUUAGCAAGCAGAUCUGUUACUUGUCAAGUUUGUGUAGCAACCAUCUUAACAACGGCAUGUAAGACUGCGGAGGAACAAAAUGCCCUUUCUAAAGGAGGAGCGGUUGAAACAUUAGCAAUGCAACUCGAUUCGCCAUUAGCUGAUGUACAAUUGCCUGCAUUGGCUUGUCUUGCAAAUAUGUGCUAUCAAAAUCAUAUGGUGUCUGCUAUGGUUGCUGCAGCAACAACAAGUAAUACUCUUAGAGGUAAACUUGUGCCCGUAGCGUUAGGACAAUUGAUGGGACGUGAGAGAAGUUCAUUAGUCCAACUGGAAGCUGCAAGAUGUAUAGCAUAUAUGCAUAGAGCUGGUGCAUUACCGUCUACAGAUCCGAGAGUCGUAUAUCGUGCUUUACCUUGUCUUGUGAGACUUUGUCAUAGAGAUCGACCACCACGAGAAAGAAUAGCCGCAGCAGAGACAUUAGCUUAUCUUACAGAAGUUGAUACUGAUUUGCAACGUUUAGCUUCUAUUAGUAAUCACCUUAUUCCAACAUUAGCCGAAUUAUUGAGACCACAUUCACAGGUACAAGAUGCGACAUUAACACAAGAUAUGCGCCAAGCUGCAUUUAGAGCUUUUGCUUCUCUUGGUGCUAAUGAUGAAGACAUUCGAAAGCGCAUCAUUGAAACAGAAAGUUUAAUGGAACAAGUUGUUUCUGGUUUACAAGAUCCUGGUGGUCCUCGAGUUCGUUUAGCUGCAGUUAGAUGUUUACAUUCUCUUUCUAGAAGUGUACAACAGCUUCGUACAACGUUUCAAGAUCAUGCAGUUUGGAGGCCCCUUAUGCAAUUACUUCAUGGUGCAGAUAAAGGGUUGGAAGGUAGAACAGAAAGUGAAGAUGAUUUAUUGACCGUUGCCUCAAGCACUUUGUGUAAUUUAUUAUUAGAAUUCAGUCCAAGUAAAGAACCAAUUCUUGAAUCUGGUGGAGUAGAACUAUUGUGUUCUCUUACCAAACGACCUGAUCCAGCAUUACGACUAAAUGGCAUUUGGGCUUUAAUGAAUGUUGCUUUUCAAGCGGAACAACGUGUUAAGUCACAAAUAUUAUCUUGCUUAGGCACUGACCAAAUCUUUCGUCUUUUGGCUGAUCCAGAAUUAGCAGUUUUAAUGAAGACCCUUGGUUUGUUACGAAAUUUGCUUUCUACAAAAGCACACAUAGAUCGUAUAAUGGGUGAACAUGCAGCUCAUUUUAUGCAAGCAGUUAUAUUAGUAUUAGAAGAUCCAGAACACCCAGCGGAUGUAAAGGAACAAGCUCUCUGUAUUUUGGCAAAUGUAGCCGAUGGUGAUCGCGCCAGAGACCAUAUUAUGGCUAAUGAGGAUGUUUUAAAGAAGCUAAUGGAUUAUAUGAUGCAUAGCAAUGUGAAGCUACAAGUUGCAGCAAUUUUUUGCGUAUGCAAUUUAGUGUGGAGAGAAGAACCUGGAGCAGCACAACGUCAAGCACGUUUAAAAGAAUUAGGCCUUUAUCGUAUUCUUCAACAAUUACGUCACACGAAAGAUUCUCAACUAUUUGAUAAAGUAAAAACUGCCAUGGCACAAUUCUACGAUGCAUGAACAUUGAUCAUGUUAAUGACGAAGGUUAGAUUUUAAAUUUGUGAAUUUUUUAUUUGAAUGAUAUUAUUUGAUGUAGAAUUAAUACUGUGAUCUUGUGCUUUUGUUAAUACAUAAGCAUCUUAAACCUACUGAAAUAAGGUGAAAAUAAUAUUUCUAAGCCUGAGCUUGUAGCUUAUUUACAUUAUAUUUAUUUUAUUUAAAGAAAAAGAAUUAUCUUAAAGAAUAAUCUAAGAAUGAACAUAUACCUUACGUAUAUAGGAGAGAGGGUAUGAAUGCUGCUUGGUACCUUCUGAGUACCUUAUAAACAGAAGUUUUUAAUUCGAGUUCUCGAUUGCAAUAAGAAAAAUCAAACAUUUAGAAACAUUACAAAUACAAGAGAAUAUGAGAGUGCUUAUAUACAUUCGAUGUUUCAGUGCAUCUUCUGGCAAAUUGUACUAUAAUCUUUACAUAGUAAUCAAAUAAUACAUUUUAUUAUCGUGAGAACAAAAUUUUUUUUCAUAUAUUUUAAAUAAAUAUUUGACUGGUAGAUCUUAAUACAUGUUUGGAGCUUGUAUUAUCUUUGGUAGAGAGCUUGUAUGAAAAAUUUAUGAAAUGGAAAUAUAUCUCUUUAUCAUGGUUAUGUUAAAACCAUAUUCUUAAAAUAUAUAAAUUUAAUUAUAUUUUUAAUUAUUUUGAAUAGCUUAAAUGCAGGUAUAUAUUUAUGCAAUCACUUAAUGUUGAUAACAGAUGAACAUUUCAUCAACACUCAGUAUGCAUAAUGAAAAAUAAAGGAUCAUUCUUUGUCCUGUUUAUCAGAUGCAACUAAUCAUGUUGUGACAAUGCCAUAUCGACGUCAUAAAAGUUACACAGGUGCAUCCCCAUCACUACCUAAGCUUUCCAUUGGAUUAUUAGCUAGUGGAUCGAGUUCUGCAAAUAAAUCUAACCAUGAAUUACCUUUGCCCUUUCCAAUCCUAUUUUUUUUCUGCAAGAAAUACAUGUACCAUUAAUCAAAUGUCAUAUAUGUAAACAUGGAAAGUACUUUGGGUAUCUUAAUGUAAAAAAUGACCUUAUCAUCUGUAUUUGUAAGUUGCAUAUCCUUUUGUCCAACACCAAGUGUUGCAUCACCUAAACUUUGUUUUAAUAUAUUUGGUGGCAAAAAGGUAUCAUUUAAUAUAGCAUCCCACUCAUUUGAGUUACUACAUUCAUCUUUGUCAUUGAUAAUAUCACUUAAAAGUGCAGAAUUUUCUGAAGUCAAUAAUUGUAGUGGUUGACUACUUUGGCUUUCUGAUACUGUAGAAGAGAGAUCUGUUAAGUUAAAACCUGUAUCGCAUAUAUCAAAUACAUCCAUUGCCAAAUCCAGUUCUGACAAACUUUUAUCUAUAUCUAAAUGAGUUUUCAUAUUUAUUUUGUCUAUUUUUUGUUUGUUAUCAUUUAUAGAUUUAUUUAUUUCAAGAUUCAGAUCUCCAAAAAAUUGAUCGAGCUCUUUGUUAUGUUCGCUAUUAAGAUGUUCUACCAUUCCAUUUUUGGUUGAACUUGGACUAGUAUUUAAAUCUUUUGACUCCAAUAUAUCUUUUGGGUCAGAUUCGAUAUCUAAGAGUUUCUCAUUUUGUUUGUCUAUACAUUCUGUAAUUGGUUUUACCUCUUCAGCUUCCUCAACAUUAUCAUGAUAAUCCGUUUCAAAAAAUAAUAAUCUGAAAUAAAAAGGAUAGGUAUUUCAUUAGUAAAAAAAGUUCUUAUAUUACAAAUAAUCAUAUUUAAAAAUUUUAACUUACUUAUCCUUAUUGUCAGGAUCAUCAUCUCCCCCGGUUUCCUGCGCCAAUUUAGAAGAGGUUUCUGCAAGUUCUCUUACAACCAUAAAAUCGUAUCUUUGAUAGCCUUUGAAGCUAUUCGCUAUUGUAGAAUAAGCUUGUGCAGAUUUUUUAGUAAAAUUAAGCAGAGUACUUUGAUAUAAAACUAAAGCAUGGCUAAACAUAUUACAUCUGGCUGCAGCUAAUAAAUCUACUUUCUGUAGGCAGUCCAAAGCCAAGUUAUCAAACGCCAGUUUCCCUCUAUAUUUUAAAUAAAGAAAUAUAUGUGGUAAUCUAUAUUAUAGAUAGGAUGGUUCAUAUUACUUCCAAACAAAGUAUUAUUAAUUAUAGAUAAAAAGACUUACUGUCUGACACGUGUUUGAACCUUUCGAAAUCUCUCCAAUUGUUUAGAGGUAUCCGGAUCCAAUUCUUGAGAAAUAUUUUUCAUCCAUGAUAAUGCAGCACGAUAUUCUGUCCGUGCUUUUUCCAUUGACUGAACAUUUUGCAAGGUAUCUUCGAUAGCUCUUUGCCUAAAUGUUUCAACCUCUUGAUAUAACCUUCCCAAUGGUACUCUUAGCGCAAGUCUUUGUUGUCCAGAAUAAGACAAUGAUUUUCCAACAGCUAACAUCAUUUUGCCAGCUCUUGUUUUAUCUUGUUUACCAGCUUCUUUUAGAAAACGACCCAUAGUAUUUUCUUCUUGCGCAAGAUCUAAUUAUCAGAGAUACGAUAGUUAUAAAUAUUAUUGUCUUAUCACUAUUCGAUUUAGGAUCACACUUACUGCAUAAUCUUUCUUGAUAUUUAUCAAUAACUCUUUGCAAAUAGGAACAGGAUUCUUGAAUACUACGAAAUAAUUCAAGUUUGGCAUCCAAUUCUGCAUCCGAAGCAACUAUGCAGUCAUCUUCUUUUUUUCCUAAUUUACGAGAUAAGGCUUGUUUUGUUACCCAAUAUUGAUGUUGCAUCUUAAUAAUCGGAGAAUCAUUUUGUGCAUUUGACUUCUGUAUCCAACGAUCAAAUGAAUUUCCCGAUAUUCCUGAAUUGUUUCUGUCACUUUUAACAUAGAACAAUUUUUUAUUUUAUUUGAUGUAAUAGAAAAUAAUUUGAUUAAAAAAAUUGAGUAUGUAUCAUAUUUA